AUGACAACACAUCUUCCGCUUGUUCAAACAUUCAAAGUCCUCGUCGUCGGAGAAUCAAGUGUGGGCAAGAGUUCGUUAAUGAAUCGAUUUGUUCACGGAGUAUUCAACACAGAACACACAGCGACAAUUGGUGUCGAUUUUAAAAUAGCUAUUGUUAAUAUUGGAGAAUAUAAAUGUCGAUUACAAAUCUGGGAUACUGCUGGACAAGAACGGUUCCGUUCGAUCACAAGUAGUUAUUACCGAGGCGGUGAUGGAGUAAUUAUUGUUUAUGAUGUGACAAAUAGCGCGAGUUUCGAUUAUGUAAAAAGUCAGAUUUCUGACAUGGAACACUACUGUGAUGAGGCAAUACCGAAGAUUCUCGUCGGAAAUAAAAACGACAUCACCAACGAAACAAACAAAGUUGUUUCUACACGCGAAGCAUCAACAUAUGCUCAGGAAAAUCAAUUCAUCUUCUUCGAAAUAUCCGUCAAAGACAAUAAGAAUGUAAAUGAAGUAUUCAACGCCAUAUCACGCCUGAUACUUGAGCGGCGACUUCAACAAUCUGAAUGUUUACAAACGAUGUCGAAUAAUACACGUAUUGAAUCAACAAAGAAUGCGAUCCCGAAGAGAAAAUGUUGUCGGUAUUAA
Messenger RNA from Adineta ricciae, 627 nucleotides. The record is from the annotation of a GenBank genome assembly. Lineage: Eukaryota; Metazoa; Rotifera; Eurotatoria; Adinetida; Adinetidae.